Messenger RNA from Ipomoea triloba (trilobed morning glory), 1222 nucleotides. Its product is annotated as TOM1-like protein 6. Gene Ontology annotation, molecular function: ubiquitin binding; phosphatidylinositol binding. The record is from RefSeq and is a predicted model, not a curated record. Gene Ontology annotation, biological process: protein transport to vacuole involved in ubiquitin-dependent protein catabolic process via the multivesicular body sorting pathway. Lineage: Eukaryota; Viridiplantae; Streptophyta; Magnoliopsida; Solanales; Convolvulaceae. The transcript is spliced from 8 exons. Bases 281 to 1222 code for a protein of 313 amino acids.
AUUGGAAAAAGCAAAGAAAUGAAACGCGAGAGAAGAGACCGAGAAAACGCUUAGAGCCAAGCGCAAGAGUAACAGAAGGGCCCAAACGAGAAACUUUCGUAGCGUUUCUCGGGAACAAAGAGCCUUUUUUUUUUUUCCUUGUGUUUUCCUGUGAAACUCAGAAUCGCAAGACCCAGAGAUUAUUUUCUGCUUUUCUUUCUUAUUCCACGCAAGAACAGUGAUUUUUUCUCAGGAAACAUAGAAUCUGGAAAAAAAGAAAAGAAAAGAAAAGAAAAGAAAGAUGAUAUCUUCAUUGGCUAUGGCGCCUGCUUCUUCAUGGUAUUCGACAUCAUCUUCGGUGGUGGUUCGAGUGGAGAAGGCCACGAGUGAGUUCUUGACAGGCCCUGACUGGCCUAUGAACAUUGAUAUCUGCGACAUCAUCAAUUCCAAUCGUUGGGUGGCGAAAGAUGUUCUCAAAUCUGUGAAGAAAAGGCUGCAGAACAAGAAUCCUAAAGUGCAGCUACUUUCUUUAACGCUUCUGGAGACGAUGGUGAAAAACUGUUCUAAUGUUGUGCACGUUCAUAUUGCUGAAAGAAGUAUAUUAACAGAGAUGGUCAAAAUUGUAAAGAAGACGAUGGAUACACACGUUAGAGACAAAAUCCUAGUACUGAUAGACUCUUGGCAAGAGGCGUUUGGUGGCCCGGGAGGAAAAUAUCCUCAGUACUAUUGGGCGUAUCAAGAACUGAAGCUUGCUGGUGUAGGAUUUCCGCCACGUUCAUAUGAUACAGCUCCAAUUUUCACUCCACCGGUGUCUCAUCUUGUACAAAGCCCGCCCCGGAUAGAGUAUGGAAUGCCAAGUAAUUCUUCGACUAGACAUGAUGGCAACAUGGUGUCUGAGAUGGAGAAGUUAAGUUUUUCAGCCAUAAGUUCUAUGGGGGGUAUUGUUGAUCUUUUAGCUGAAAUGCUGCAAGCUGUGAACCCAGGCGAUCGUUCUGCUGUAAAAGAUGAAGUUAUUGUGGAUCUUGUUGAGCGUUGUCGUGCCAAUCAGAAGAAACUGAUUGAUAUGUUAACCGCAACCAGGGACAAUGGCCUUCUGGAACAGGGCCUUUAUUUGAAUGAUAUCCUGCAAAGUGUGCUUGCAAAGCACGAUGCCAUAGCGUCUGGUACUACCUUACCAAAUCCUGUCGAGGAUAUCAAGCAUCCCACGACUGAGNGUAUGUAUGUAAAAUUCAAUAAUGACUAG